UGGUGAGACGGAUAACAUUUGACAUUAAAACUUUUUAGGGCGGGAUAUAUGCUCGAAAAUAUACGCGGUGAGGGAUAGAGCCGAAAAGGGUUUUCGCCGCCCAAGUCCUCAGGCGUUACCAGGUCGCGCUUUCACUUUGCUCCUCGCUCUGCUAGCGGAACAAGGGCGGAGGAGAGGAUGAGCGGUGCCGGAAGCGGAGGCAGCAGGGGAAACGGCCCGUCGUUAGCGAUCACGAUUCCGUCCGGGUCGAGGAAGCUGGUGCAUAGUCUCAAAGAGAUCGUGAACUGCUCGGAGGCGGAGAUCUACGCCAUGCUCUGCGAGUGCGACAUGGAUCCUGAUGAGGCUGUCAACCGACUCCUCUCGCAAGAUACUUUUCAUGAAGUGAAGAAUAAGCGCGAUAAGAAAAAGGAGACCAGAGAAUUUCCAGAAACAAAGUCUCGAACAGGGAACAACAUCUCAGGAAGAGGAGCUAGGGGGAGCACAGACCGUGGCAGUCGUAAUACUUCUUCCCAAUCUAGUUCUAUUGAACAUGGCAUUGGCAAGGGUAAAGUCACAUACAGGAAAGAAAAUGGUGCUAAUACUGUUCCAGUGUCACCUGUUUUGGAAUAUUCCACAGUACCAACUAAUCCUCCUCAAACACAAACAAUCGCAAGCAAUCUGUCUUCUUUUGGAAAUACAACACAACCAGCAAGUGUUGCUGAAGGCAUUUCUAUGCCAAUGCAAUCCUUAUCUGGUUUCCAUAACAGCUGGUUAGGCAAGCAGGGACAGAUGUCCAUGGCUGAUAUUGUUAAAAUGGGUAGACCUCAAGCUAGACCUAGCAUACCCGCCAUGGAAACUGAAAGGUCUGACUUGACAAAAAAUGCAACGAUGUCAAAUGUAUCAAACCAGGGUUUCAAGGAAUCCUCAAUCGAAGUCUUUCAAACAGAUUCAGAAGAAAUUUCAGAAUCAUUUCAGGAAUCUGAUCAUGUUUAUGAGCAUGGAGUUGAUGACAUGAUUGCUGAAAAUUGGCAUAUCUCUCAAGAUGGAUGGUUUGAGCAACCUAUGGAAAGUGCAUCAACCACAACUGGAAUAUCUGGCGUCAGUGCUUUUUAUGAAAACACUUCAGAUUUGUCAUCAUCUGCAAUGGUUAACAGACCUAACUACCAUAUAGAUUCUCACUUGGAAGGCAUUCAUCUGGAGGAAAAACUUAAUAUUAAAACAUUGCCAGCUAAAUGCAGAUCCACAUCUGCCUCUAGCAUGCACUUUAUGGUGGGUUCUUCAGUAGAUGCUCCGCAUUUAGAUGAGGGUACAGUGGGAAAUACAAAUUCCCACCUAUCACAAAGGCAUGAGCUAGAUCAUUGUGAAGAUGGCAGGAUUGAAAUUUCAUCAGCUGCUGCAAAUUUGGGCCAGCUAAGUUUGCAAGAGGAAACAAGUCCUAUUGAACCCAAUCCUGCAGUGAUAAUUCCUGAGCAUUUAAGGGUUACAAAUUCAGAAUGCACACGUUUGAGCUUUGGCAGUUUUGUUUCCGGUGCAUUUUGUGGAUCUUUAAAGUUGGACCCACUAAAAAGCAACUCUGAAAUGUCGCCAGUUUUGAAUGAUGCUCCAAGAGUUGAUGGUCCUUAUGUGAGAAAUCAUGACCACCAUGAUGUGCAACUCAAGACCACUCUGUCUGAGAACUUAGCUUCCGUAUCUACAUCUGGCCCAGAGAACCUUAUCAUGCCCUUAGUUUCACAAGCUGAAAUAAUGAGGAAAGACCCAUUGGAUGACGAACAUGGACUUCACUACACCCAUCCAUCUGCUUCUAAUUAUGAAUCUUCAACCUCUAUGGAACCAAAUACUGCAGCUUAUGCUUUCUCACAUGGAAAUGCACAAAUGCAAAGUCUUUCAGCUUUAUCAAGUUUGAUGCAGACAAGUGAUCUACAAAAUAGAAUAUUACCGGCGAGCGUUCCUCCUAUUUGGGAGUUCGAUCUUCCUUUGUCUACAUUGUUGACCACCCAGUCAAUGCCUAUGAGGUAUAGCACAACAAUAUCAUCUGAUAGUGGGCCAAGCGUAUCCAUGCCUCAGGCUUUGAACCCAGGAGUGUUUUCAAAUCAUCAUUCUACUCUGCAAUCCUUGCCAAGCACCACUAUGCUUGCAAGUCCUGCAUUUCAACACCUUCCUCUCCACCAUUACUCUCAGCCAUCUCUUCCAAUAGGCCAAUUUUCCAAUAUGAUAAGGUACCCUUUCCUUCCCCAAAACUAUUACCUGCCUUCUUACCAACAAACAUAUGCUGCAAACAGUCCGUUCCACCAAACAACUCUGGUUCCUGCUGCGAAUACCAAAUAUCCACAGCUUCAAUAUAGAAGUAGCUUGCCUCUGACAAGCUUACCACAGGCUUAUACCAAUUCCACUUCUUAUGGAGAGUUUGGAAACUCGUCAACCCUUCCAGGGAGCUUCACCCUUAACCACACAUCUCCAUCUUCUUCAACAAUUGGGUUUGAUGAAGCUUUGAGAUUGCAUUACAAAGAAGGUUACACGUCCAGUCAGCAGAUUGAGAACCCUGCGAUGCGGAUUCAGGGUGCUGGUUCUGCUCUUCCAGCCAGCAACUACUAUGAUUAUCAAAGUCAGAAUCAGAUCCCAGGAGUUCAUCAAAAUCAACUGGCCAUGCUCGGAGCUUUGGGGUACCAAGACAUGCACCAUACACAGGGUGGCUCCUCAAGCCAACCUAACCAUAGGGAAGGGAAUUUGAAUGACUCUCAGUCCAUGCAAUCACAGUCGACAAACCAUAUCUGGCAACGUGGUUACUAAGCCCUUGCUGAUGACUCCGCCUUUUUUAUGGGUCCUUUAAAGAUUGUGUGUGUGAGUUUGAUCAGAUGUAUACGCCAUUUGAUGCUUUCUAAACUGACCAGAAGGACUCAACUGGUUGGCGGUUGCUAAUUUCAUUUGACAGUUUUUCGAGUGUGCCUUGCUUUUAGCAAUUAACGUGAAUUCUUGUAGACUAAUCUUGUUUGAAGAAAACAUUUACAACUUACUUUCA
This is a messenger RNA of Zingiber officinale, 2995 nucleotides long. RefSeq names its product putative GPI-anchored protein pfl2. Lineage: Eukaryota; Viridiplantae; Streptophyta; Magnoliopsida; Zingiberales; Zingiberaceae. Gene Ontology annotation, molecular function: protein binding. The record is from RefSeq and is a predicted model, not a curated record. The transcript is spliced from 10 exons. The coding region runs from base 178 to 2766 and encodes 862 amino acids.